CCCGCCGCGCCCCCCCUCCCCCAGCCCGGCGACGCCCAGCGCCGGGAUUCGGAUCUCGGCCCAGCCGCGAGGUCAGCAGCCCGUUCUGCCCUGAACCGGGAGGAAUGUUCGCGGCGGCCUCGGCCCGGGUCCGAGAAGAAAGGCAGCCUUGUGGGCGAAAGAUCCCGCUGCGCGGACACCCCCUGCGCUUGUGUUUGGGGGCUCGGGAGUAUUUUCUGGACGAUCAGCUCUUAGAACUGCAGGUGACUGCAUUUACUCUUCUGAGAGCCAUCGCUGCCGUGCCCUGUCAGAGGCCUGUGUCCUGUAGCGUCCCACCAGCCGUGCCUCCACCCACGAGGAAACUGAGGCACAGACACAGUCAGCUGUUCUUAAGGGUGAGCAGAAAUGCUUCACCUGAGUCUCUCCUAAAAAAACAAAACGCAAACAGCCAAAACACUUCUUUCUUGCUUUCGUCUCUUCCUGAUUGCAAAAGAGAAACGUGUCCGUGGCAGAAACUUGAGAAAAUACAGAUCACAAAGUUAGAAAAUAAGGCCUUCACCCUCCCCACCGCCCAUCACCAGCCUCUCUGGCUGGACUCGCAGUCCCCUCCUCACUGGUCUCCCUGCUUCCAGACUAGCUCCCCCACAGUCCCUUACAGGUUAACAGGGCCAUUUUGCAAAGCCCCAACGCCGGGGCCAUGUGGCAAUUCUGGGGACGUUUUAGGUUGUCACAACUGGCAGAGGGGUGUGCUACUGGCAUCUGGUGGGUGGAGGCCCCUGCUAAACAUCCUGCAGUGCCCAGAGAAUGAUCCAGCUCCAAGGUCAAUAGCACCGAGGCUGAGAACCCUAUGUAACCGAGUCACGUCCUGUCUGUCCGGUGCUCAGACCUUCCACGGCUCCCACCUCACACAGGAGACAGCCAAGUCUCACAGUGGCCACAGGGCCCUGCAGGAUGCGCCCCAUUGCCUCCCCACCCUCCCUCCCUGGGCUCCGGCACAUGGGCUCCUCCUUCAGAGCCUCCUGCCGUCCAUCACUGUCCCUGUCAAGUGUCACUUCCUCUGGGAGGCCUCCCUGACCUGUUUAAUAUUUAAUAUAAUUUAAUAUCUGCCACUCCCUCAACCUUUCUGCCCUCUUUCUCCCUGACACUCGGCCCUGACGUCUUACUGACUCGUCUGCCCCUCUCCCCAUCCAGGACACCGGCUCCAUGAGGGAGGGAGACGGCUGGUCUUAUGCAAAGCCGCCCCGGCACACAGUAGGUACUCUAUAAGUGCUCAUAGAUCGGCAGUGGACGCUCCAAAGUCCUGAUGUCUGGGCAGCAGUUGGGGACGGAAGAUCCAGAUGCUGAAAGUUGGCCCCUGGAGUGGAAGCCCAGAGGGAAGAGCAGGUCCCCAAGGCCACCAGGCUGGAAUUCCUACACCUGGCAGCCUCCCGGAGGCCCUCCCAGCAGCUGUGCCUCUGGCCCCCCGGGGCCCACCUCACCGGGUCCCACCCUGAGUUGACCAAGGGCUUCUCUCACCAGAGACGGCAGCAAAGAUGGGAGGGGACUCCAAGGGCAACUCCUGAGUCAUCUCCAACAUUUAUGGAGCACCAACUGUAUGCCCUGCCUUGGACUGGGCAGCACAGAGAUCGUACCUCAGUGACUUCCUGGGGGCCGGGGGUGGUGACUCAACCACCUCCCUGUCCUGAGGCCCUAGCUCUACAAAAUUUACGGAGCAUCUACUGGGUACCGGUGACUAAACUGAAGGUACCUGCGUACCUGCCAAGAGGGAGAAAUUCCACACAGUGGAUUUAGGGAGGAAGACAGUGCACUUUUCUGUUGACGCUUUUAAUUAAUUUUCUUUAACAGAAAGCAAUCCUUUUGGAAAGAAGUAAAGCAUUCCCAAGUAAGAAAAAAUACAACCCUACCACCUACCGAUGCUGGGAGGAAGUUCAGGAGGCCUCGGAGCCCCGAGGGGGCACCUGGGGAGAGUCUUCCUGGAGGAAAUGAGCUCUGAGCUGAGGCCCCAGGAUGCGCGGGCAGGAAGGGCCCUGUGGGAGGCAGCCGGCCGGAGGCUGGGGUGCUGAUGUCGUGCACCCAGGCCCAGCCGUUGCAGCAUGUCCCCGAGCCAGCGUUUCUGGGGGGAGCUUCCUGCAGCCCUCAUCCCUGUGAUUGUCUCUUUCUGUCUCCCCAGCGCACUCUUGUGCUGGAACUCUGCGAGGUCACAGCCACUCUGUCUCAUCCACCUGUCUGUCCCCAGGGCCCAGAGCUCACAGCAGUCACCAAAACUCCUGUCUUUCCAGGAGUCCAGAAUGUGGUUUUAUCUGGACAUCGGUCUUUGCAGAUGUCAUUAGUUUAAAGACCUUGAGAUGAGACCCUCCUGGAUCAGGGGUGGGCCCUACCUCAAUGACCGGCGUCCGUGUGAGGACAGGAGAGGACACACAGACACACAGAUAAAGGUCACGUGGGACGAAGGCAGAGACUGGAGUGAUGUGUCGAUCAGCCAGGAAACUCUGGGAGCCCACCGGUGCCCGGACAGGCACGGGUUCUGUGUCCCGGAGCCUUGGAGGGGUUCUGGCUCUGCUGACCUUGGUUUCCCAAUUGUCCAGAACUGUGGGCGAAUACGGUUCUCUUGUUUUCAGCCACCAAAUUCGUGGCACUUUGUUCCAGCAGCCGCCAGACGCUCGUAAGUUUUGCUCGUGUGGGUGAACAGGUGAGUGAAGGAAUAAACCAAAAGCAGCUCUGGUGGCCGCCCAGGGCCACUUGGGUGUGGCGAGGCGACUGCCCUCGUCCCCUGUGACUGGGCUUGUAUUCUGGGGUGCCUGCUCGGGCUGUGGGGCUGGGGAGGCUGGAGGCCGUCCAGUGUGUGUGUGUGGGGGGGGGGGGUGUAAGGAGCUCCCGAGGUGACUAGGAAAUCGGGUUGUGUAGACAUUGCCUGCCCUCCCCUGUCCCCAGAAGCCCGUGUCCACACCUAGCGUGGACGCCCAGCUUCUGGGGACCUCGCCCCUCCUGAGGCCCUUCAGAUACACUGCAGCGAGUGCUUAUCCUCAAAUAUGAAUGCUCCUCGAAGUGUCCCCCCAAGUGACUCUCCUCACCUUCAGUUAGAGCCCAGGGCCAGGCCGCCGGGGGGAUUUUCUCCACCUGUCCUCCCUUAGUUCUCCUGCCGGUCACUCUGAAGGUCAGGAGGCAGCGGGAUGCAGGGGGAAAAGCCUGAAUCCGGGCUCUGUGCUGAGCGAUGGGGGGAGGGUCGCUCCUCUCUGAGUCUCAGUUUCCCCAUUUGUAACGGGAAGAAUGUCGCCCGGCUUCGAGAAAGCCGUGGUGGAGAGUGGAUGAGAAGAAGCUGGUCCCGGGUUGGCGUAGGUGUUUCUACGAGAGUGGGCUUGGGGUCCUGCUCUCCCGGGACAUAGCCCUGGAUCCUAAAGGGCGUUAGAC
Messenger RNA from Acinonyx jubatus (cheetah), 3387 nucleotides. RefSeq lists its product as uncharacterized. The transcript is spliced from 2 exons. The coding region runs from base 105 to 1079 and encodes 324 amino acids. NCBI's taxonomy places the organism in Eukaryota, Metazoa, Chordata, Mammalia, Carnivora, Felidae. The record is from RefSeq and is a predicted model, not a curated record.